UCUUCACUCUUACCUCCCACCCCUAUUUGCAGAUACCCUCGUCUGCUAGGUCCGAUACUCCCCCAUAGGUAUCGGUUUCUGCCAGAACGAGGCCCUCAACAAGGCGUCACGAUUCCUUGGUCAAAGGCCUUCUUCCUCCCCCUUCGAGCUCGACCUCCCUAACGUCCCCUUCGUGAGACGUUAAGAAUACUUGCCAUUGUAGCUGGCUCCGCCAGCAUUUAAAAAUUCCCACCGACCUGUGGGCCUACUCUCUCAAACGGACGCCGCAAGGUUCGUUUGGGCGGCAGUCAGUGCUCCGCAGUAGCUACAGUACUCGUCUGCAGCAAAUAUCUUGAUAUCAGAACGACAAGCCAUUCCCUAUACUUAUAUCGGCUGCUCGCCCCCUAGAAUCCUAUACGGAGAUGGUCAACUUCGAGAUUCCUACCAACUAUACAUUUUCGCCAUCUGAGGGCACGCCCCAUUUGACUAUUAAUCAUGAUGUUGCUGCGGACCUAGACUCCACCAACGCCUUUGAAGGCCCGGAGAAGUUGCUCGAGGUUUGGUUUGCUCCCAACCCGAACGCCCUUCCGCCCGGCGUUAAGCCAGAUGGCUUGAAGUCGAUUGCCAGUGAUACUUGGGUCGGGAUGCUUGAUAUGGUCAACUGCAAGAUCCUCUCGGUUCUCGAAGCGGAGCAUAUGGAUGCUUAUUUGCUCUCCGAGUCUAGUAUGUUUGUGUUUCCCCACAAACUUAUCCUUAAGACUUGCGGAACCACGACCCUACUUCUUGGCCUCCAUAGGCUCCUUCGAAUUGCCGCUGAGCACGCUGGAUUUCCUUUCCACAAUGCCAAAUCCUUGGAUGACAUCCACGCUGCCGCGACGCCUUACCGAGUGUUCUACUCCCGAAAGAACUUCCUCUUCCCGCAUAAGCAGCAAGGCCCUCACCGCAGCUGGAAGCAGGAAGUCAGAUAUCUCGACGACAUGUUCGAAGGAGGAAGUGCUUAUAUGGUCGGGAAGAUGAAUGGUGAUCAUUGGUAUCUAUAUAUCACCUCGCCGGAUACGACCCUGACGCCACCUCGUACGCCCGAAAUCGAGAAGCUGUCUGCGAAUCCAGCUAGCACAUUUAGGAUUCCUGCCGGCCGAGCUUCCGUAUUCAAUGGUGGUUUGGAAUGUAACGACGAAACGCUGGAGAUAUUGAUGACGGACCUUGAUCCUGAGAAUGCGAAGAAGUUUUACCUGGAGCAAGCGAGUGCGGUCGCGAGCACCAGGCUCUCCGAGCAAACUCAGGAAGCUCGACAGUUUACUGUGGACAGUCUCGGAGACUUGUCUGCCAGCACUGCCACGAUCAAGACUACAAGUACGAUUGAGAGUCUUUGCGACGACACAUUCGACGUGUUCAGCAAUGGAAGUGACUCUGACCUUCAUGAUCCCCACACUCCACUCUCCGAACAAGUGGACCCCGAAUGUCUGACUACCGAAGGCCACGCGCUGGGGACCGUGGUCUCGGAGGCUUGUGGCCUUUCAGAUGUUUACCCUACCUCUAAAUACCCGGAUGCUCGUAUCGACGCGUACCUCUUCACUCCAUGCGGAUUCUCCGCCAACGGCAUCAUUCCGGCCCCCCAGAAGCACGGACAUGACGAGGACGCCAAAUCAGCCCAUUACUUCACUGUGCAUGUGACCCCCGAGCCUAUUUGUUCGUUUGCCUCCUUCGAGACUAACGUGCCCGGCGGCCAGAACGGACGUGAAACUUCAGAUAUCAUUGAGCACGUAGUUCAGAUCUUCAAGCCUGGUCGAUUUAGCGUUACGCUUUUUGAAGCCAAGGCGGUCCGAAUGUGUGAUGAGGAGUUGGCUCCAGCCGGAGCCGGUCGCAGCAAGCGCGUGGAGAGAAUCCCAGGAUAUCGGCGUAUUGAUCGUAUUGUUCACGAUUUUGUUGACUACGAACUUGUCUUCCGAUACUAUGAGCGCGAGGGUUGGGCCGGUUGUAGUGGACCCCGCGUUGGAGAGGAUAUUUAAGAUCCUAUUCGGCUUCGGCUUAUGGACGCACUCAUUUCUGAUUCAGGAAUUUUCAGUUAUGUUCUUCAAAUUCGGGAGCAGCUAGCAGGCGGAAUUGCGCGGGAGGUUCGAUAGAGAUGAUGAUAUGGACGAGCACGGGGUCAGGACAUUUCGUUUCGACACGAAUCUUUUACACGACUUGUUUAAUGGGUUCAUUCAGACGGAUCCUAGUACACUCGUUUGACACAAAUCAAUCAAGGCCAUGGUUAGCCAAAUUCGUUCUCAUUCAAACGUGACUAUAAUACUUGUGUUCCUUAAUGGUGAAGAGGUUACCUAGAAGUUCGGUAUGACUUGUAGUAAGUUGCGAAAUUGGCUUAACAAUUGGGUACGUACCCACCACUUCAAAAGGGGCGUCCCAAAAUAGGGGUAGACCGCUCUUAACAUGUUAUAUUCUCAGUCUCUGGUUAUAUUUGUAGAGGAAGCUCGUCAUUACGAGGAUUAGCAAAGUAC
Annulohypoxylon truncatum is the source of this 2477-nucleotide messenger RNA. RefSeq names its product S-adenosylmethionine decarboxylase. The transcript has 2 exons. Gene Ontology annotation, molecular function: adenosylmethionine decarboxylase activity. Gene Ontology annotation, biological process: spermine biosynthetic process; spermidine biosynthetic process. Gene Ontology annotation, cellular component: cytosol. NCBI's taxonomy places the organism in Eukaryota, Fungi, Ascomycota, Sordariomycetes, Xylariales, Hypoxylaceae. The record is from RefSeq and is a predicted model, not a curated record. The coding region runs from base 402 to 1988 and encodes 528 amino acids.